AUGCCAGAGUAUACGCUCGAAAAUCUGCCCAGGAAGGCGACCAUCGAGGAGCUCUCGGCGUAUCUUGCAAAGGUUCAGGUUUCGUUUUCCAGUGUCGGUCCAAUCCACAAGGCCGGAAAGGGGUCUGUCGCCAAGGUAGUGUUACCAAAAGACAUCGACCUCCGAAAAACGAGAAAGGAAUUCUUGACAAGCCCUUUGGAAGGCUGCGUUGUGCAACUUCACUGCAAGUCAUUCAUUGCGGAGAUGAAAAACAAUAAGUCCAAAAAUGGCUUGGCGGACCGGACUUUCCUAAAGAAACCACCACAAGGUACUAGCGGUAACUCACGCCGAUCGAAAGACAGAGUUCCAGGCCCCUCUGGGAAAUUCAAAAAGCAUUUUCAUGCCAGGAAGGAUCACAAGGUGGCUACCCGGGUUGUUCCAGACUUCAUCCCAACGCAAGACAGGGUCGGACACACAGGACGCCAGGAUGAACGGUUGACGAUGAAUCGGACGCGUCUCGUUCCCACGAAACAAGUCAACGAUCAGGUGGCAGUUACUUUCGCUGAACUUGACCGCAAGAUCCCGUCCCCCAAGGAGAUGAAAGAAAUCCAAGCUCAAGUUCUCAAAAGUCGAAAGCAGGCAGAAGCUGACAAAAAUGGAAUCUCGAUUAGCAAAGCACCGACCGAAGCGGAUAUCGUUCCUUUGCACAGAGGAUACUUCUUUUCUUUGAGGAUCACCUCGACCACUGCGCCAGCUAUUCUGGAGAAAAUCGAUAUCGGUGGUACUCACGGGAAAUCUUUCCGAUACGUGGGGCAGAAAUUGCCCCACACCGUUGCCGAAAAGACCGAAGCCAACUUCAUCUUUCUGCCAAAUUUCCCCGGAGUCUUUCGUGUCGGCCUGACCUUUCAGUUUUCUACAUGCUCCAUUUUGCGAACUCUAACUUUCAAAGGAGGCGACAAGAAAAUGCAUAAAGAGGUGGAGCCUCAAAGCCUAUACGAAAGAAAGAUAUCUAACAUACACAGCCAGAAGCCGAUAGAAAUAUUCGCCCCGCCACCGGAAGGAAAUCACAACGGUACCAGAAACCCUUUCGCAAACCUCCCACUCUACAAAAUUCCAGCAAACGUGGAAAAAAUGAUCGGGAAUCCUGAAUUUGAAAAUGCGAUUGAACUCCCUCAUGAGGACGGUAGGAACUAUGCAAAAUUCUACCAGAGUAUGCUUUGGGCAAGCGAGUUGCAGGCCUACCGCGAUAUCAAGCUUUUCGAUCUUGAGGGCGCCAAAUUGAAGAGAGAAGGCAAAUUCUUUAAACUGACUGUUGAAGGCCUAGCCGAAGGCCGCCCUUCCGUUUUACGAGGCGAUAUGGUAAAUGUCACUUGGAAUCGUCGUUUGUACCAGGGCCGUGUCGAACGAACGCUAUUGCUUGAAGUAGUUCUGGAAUUCCACCAAUCCUUUUCUCGCUCAUUUAAUCCAACGGCUGACUCCGUUGAUGUGAGAUUCACAUUCAGCCGCAUGACAUUCCGUAUUUCUCACGAAGGAGUGAUCGAAGCACAGCACCAGAUGAAGGAUCCACUGUUUCCUAAUAUUGAAAGUGUUGCCUCAAUCAAAGGUACACAAGUCGGGCGGGACAAUUCGUCGCGUCUGGAAUGGGGAAAUACUGCUUUGAACGACGAACAAAGACUUGCUGUUACAAAAGCUGUGGAGGGUGCGCUGCGUCCACUCCCUUACAUUAUCUUUGGUCCUCCUGGUACAGGGAAAACCACCGCGGUUACCGAAACUAUCCUCCAGUUAGCAAGGCACAAAAACGGACUAAAAAUUCUUGUCACUGCACCAUCGAAUGAUGCUGCCGACGCUCUCGUUGAACGACUGGUGUCGUACUUUUCUCCAUCUGACCUCAAGCGCGUGAUAGCGUACAGUAGAAACGUAGAUAGCGUCCCCUCUUUGAUUCGCAAGUAUACUAAGGAAGGGUUGACCAGUGAUGGGCAGCUCAAUCAGAUUUUGUCCGGGCGUAUUGUGGUUUGUACCGUCAAUUUAGCGGCGCGGUUCUCUCGGCUCGGCGUUCCUCGUGGCUUUUUUGAUGUCCUCUGUGUCGACGAGGCUGGACAUGCUAGUGAACCCGAAGUAGUUUCAGUAGCAUCGACGCUACUAAAUUUCAGCCAUGCUGACGAACAACUCGGCGCCGGUCAAAUUAUUUUGGCAGGCGAUCCGAAACAACUUGGUCCAAUCGUCACUUCUGAUCUCUGUCGGCGCUAUGGGAUGUCUACAUCUUACAUGGAACGUCUAUCUAAGCGUUCAAUCUACUACAAAGAAGACGGACAAUACCCGGCGGAAUUAAUUACGAAGCUGGUCCAGAACUAUCGAUCCCAUCCUGCAAUAAUCGAGCUUCCGAACAAGAUGUUUUACGAAAACGAUUUACUGUGUCGUGGGGAUACUAAAUGUACUCAUAGCCUCGCGAACUGGGAGAAAUUACCUGUGAAAGGCUUUCCAGUUAUGUUUCAUUCAAUGACGGGUGAGAAUCUCCGUGAGGGAUCCUCUCCAUCUUGGUUCAACCCCGAAGAAGCAAUUCAGUCUUUCAACUACGUAGAUAUCCUUUUAAACCACUCUCGGCCACCCUUAAAGCAAGAUGAUAUUGGAGUGAUAACUCCAUAUGCACGCCAGGCCCAGAAGAUUCGUUUACUGUUGAAGAAUCGUGGCAUCAACGACGUGAAGGUGGGAUCAGUCGAAACCUUUCAAGGACAAGAGAGGCAGUGCAUCAUUCUGUCGACGGUCCGAUCAGAGACUGAACACAUCAAGCAUGACCUGCGAUUCAACCUUGGAUUUGUCGCCAGCGCCAAACGCUUCAAUGUGGCACUCACCAGGGCCAAAGCGCUUCUCAUAGUGAUCGGUUGCCCGACAGUGCUCAGCCUUGACAAGGAUCAUUGGCUUCCAUUUCUAAGGUACUGCCGUGAGAACGGCUCUUGGGUAGGUCAGCCUUGGAAGGAACCAGAAACGGACGUCUCUUCAGAUCCGGGUAUUGCUUCUCAACUUGAAGACAACAUUCGGGAGUGUAUCGAUAGCCCGAGCCAGGUAGUCGAGCAAGAGGGAUUAGCAUUUUCUGGUAGGGUUUUAACAGUAAAUGCAGGCGACACAGAUAAAACCUGUUAAAAAAGCACUUCCCUCUUUUGGCAGACGAUGCAAUUUUGCCACACCAUGGACAGCAAGCGAGUUACAAACAGAAGUACAGGAAAAAACAAUGCAACUGCCCAGCGGAGGACACGAACUGGGCCUCUUUGCACUAUAGACAUCAGCAAUCGAGCCACUAGGUGGCUUGCCCCCUCGACUUUUGGGUUAACAAGGAGCUGGAGAGCCAUUCCAGGCGCAAUCCAUCUCUGAAAAAGUGGUUUUGGCUUAAGAACUCCUGUAAGCUCGUCAAAGUCUCCAGUGAAAAAGGUAACAAACACAUCCAUGAAGCAAAUAAAGCCCACAAAAGCGAAGAACCUGUGAAUGCCGAAUUCGAGCACCUGAAUGUAUAUAGUUUGUAGCCUCUCGUAGUACUCCGAACAAUACCAAGGCAGGGAGUCUUGGGCGGCAUGACGAUGCUUUCUCUUCAAGUAUAUGAUUUUGCGUUGGAUGGCUCGUAAGAUGAGUGGUCCCGACAGGACACUAUUUUCUACAGCACAGACUUCUUGUUCCCG
Phaeodactylum tricornutum CCAP 1055/1 is the source of this 3647-nucleotide messenger RNA. RefSeq lists its product with no specific name. The transcript is spliced from 2 exons. Gene Ontology annotation, molecular function: ATP hydrolysis activity; 5'-3' RNA helicase activity; RNA binding. The record is from RefSeq and is a predicted model, not a curated record. The coding region runs from base 1 to 3117 and encodes 1038 amino acids. NCBI's taxonomy places the organism in Eukaryota, Bacillariophyta, Bacillariophyceae, Surirellales, Neidiaceae.